This is a messenger RNA of Trichomycterus rosablanca, 844 nucleotides long. RefSeq names its product chymotrypsin A-like. The coding region runs from base 11 to 802 and encodes 263 amino acids. Gene Ontology annotation, molecular function: serine-type endopeptidase activity. NCBI's taxonomy places the organism in Eukaryota, Metazoa, Chordata, Actinopteri, Siluriformes, Trichomycteridae. The record is from RefSeq and is a predicted model, not a curated record. The transcript has 7 exons. Gene Ontology annotation, biological process: proteolysis.
GUCCAAAAACAUGGCUCUCCUGUGGAUUUUCUCUUGCCUCGCCUUCAUUGGCGCAACUUAUGGUUGUGGUGCCCCUUCAAUUCCACCUGUAAUCUCUGGAUAUGCCAGAAUUGUAAAUGGUGAGGAGGCCGUGCCCCACUCAUGGCCCUGGCAGGUGUCUCUACAGGACAGCACUGGUUUCCACUUCUGUGGUGGCUCCCUGGUCAAUGAGUUCUGGGUUGUGACUGCUGCUCACUGUAAUACUAAAACUUCUCACCGUGUGAUCCUGGGAGAGCACGAUCGUUCCUCUAAUGCUGAGAACAUCCAGGUCAUGAAAAUUGAAAAGGUCAUCAGGCACCCUAAUUACAAUUCAUACACCAUCAACAAUGACGUCACCGUGAUCAAGCUGGCCUCUCCUGCCCAGAUCAAUGCCCGCGUGUCCCCUGUGUGCAUGGCUGAGACCAGCGACAACUUUUCAGGUGGCAUGAAGUGUGUCACAACUGGCUGGGGUCUAACCAGAUAUAAUGCUAUAAACACCCCAGCUCGUCUGCAGCAGGCUGCUCUGCCUCUCCUGACUAACUCUGAUUGUCAGCGUCACUGGGGCAGUAACAUUACAGACCUGAUGAUCUGCGCAGGUGCCUCUGGCGCUUCCUCCUGCAUGGGUGACUCUGGUGGCCCUCUGGUGUGCCAGAAGUCUGGACAAUGGACCUUGGUUGGUAUUGUGUCCUGGGGCAGCAGUACCUGCAGCACUUCUAUGCCUGGAGUAUAUGCACGAGUCACUAUGCUUCGCUCAUGGAUCGAUCAGACCAUUGCUUCCAAAUAAAUUCUCAACUUUUAUCUCACUAAUAAAGAUAAUUAAAAAGCA